AUUAGAAAAAGAAAAAGAAGAAGAAGAAGAAGAAGAAGUUUUGCAUUUGCUUGUUGCUUUUCUAAUUUGUUUUUCUUUCCUACUCCAAUGUCGUCCACACUAAUUUCUACAAUAUAAAAAUUAAGAAAAACCCAAUUUUUUUCAAUAUUUGUUAUUUUUCCUCUAUAAAUAAUCGUCUUCCUUUGUUCACUUGCUCAUUAACUAGCUUCACACACUCUCUCUCUCCCUCUUUUUCUGGUCCAAAGUUGGGUUAACAGUUGCCCUGAUUCAGGGAUUAAAAAGAAAAAAAAGCUAAGUUCUAUAUUCGGGUGUGGCAAUGGCUACUAAUAACAAUAAUAGCAAGUUAGAGAAGUUGGCUUCUAUUGAUGCACAGCUACGUGCUUUGGUUCCUGCUAAAGUGAGUGAAGAUGAUAAACUGGUGGAGUAUGAUGCUUUGCUUUUGGACCGGUUCCUCGAUAUUCUUCAAGACUUACACGGCGAGGAUCUUAGGGAAACGGUUCAAGAAUGUUAUGAACUUUCUGCUGAGUAUGAAGGGAAGAGUACCCCCAAGAAACUUGAGGAGCUGGGGAAUGUUUUGACUAGUUUGGAUCCAGGGGACUCCAUUGUUAUAGCUAAGGCUUUCUCCCACAUGCUUAACUUGGCUAACUUGGCUGAGGAAGUUCAGAUUGCUUACCGGCGAAGGAUCAAGUUGAAGAAAGGUGAUUUUGCCGAUGAGAACUCUGCAACAACUGAAUCGGAUAUCGAAGAAACUCUCAAGAGACUUGUGGUUGAUCUCAAGAAGUCUCCUGAGGAAGUUUUUGAUGCACUUAAGAACCAGACUGUGGAUCUGGUCUUCACUGCUCAUCCUACCCAAUCUGUUCGUAGAUCUUUACUUCAGAAGCACGGAAGGAUAAGGAACUGUUUAGCUCAGUUGUAUGCUAAAGAUAUUACUCCAGAUGAUAAGCAGGAGCUUGAUGAAGCUCUACAGCGUGAGAUUCAAGCCGCAUUUCGUACAGAUGAGAUUCGAAGGACUCCUCCAACUCCCCAAGAUGAGAUGAGGGCGGGAAUGAGCUACUUCCAUGAAACGGUAUGGAAAGGUGUCCCCAAAUUCUUGCGGAGAGUUGACACAGCUUUGAAGAAUAUUGGAAUUAAUGAACGUGUUCCCUAUAAUGCGCCACUUAUUCAGUUUUCUUCAUGGAUGGGUGGUGAUCGUGAUGGCAAUCCAAGGGUAACUCCUGAGGUCACAAGGGAUGUUUGCUUGUUGGCUAGAAUGAUGGCUGCCAAUUUGUACUAUUCCCAAAUCGAGGAUCUGAUGUUUGAGUUGUCAAUGUGGCGUUGCAGUGAUGAGCUUCGUGUUCGUGCAGACGAACUUCAUAGAUCUUCAAGGAGAGAUGCUAAACACUACAUAGAAUUCUGGAAAAAAGUUCCUCCAAAUGAACCCUACCGUGUUAUUCUUGGUGAUGUUAGGGACAAGCUGUAUCAGACACGUGAAAGGUCUCGCCAAAUGUUGUCUCAUGGUAUCUCUGACAUUCCAGAGGAGGAAACUUUCACCAACAUUGAGCAGUUUUUGGAACCGCUUGAACUAUGUUAUAGGUCACUUUGCUCUUGUGGUGACCGGCCAAUUGCUGAUGGAAGUCUUCUUGAUUUCUUGAGGCAAGUGUCAACUUUUGGCCUCUCACUUGUCAGACUUGACAUUCGGCAAGAGUCUGACCGCCACACCGAUGUCUUAGAUGCCAUCACCAAGCACUUGGAAAUUGGUUCCUACCGAGAGUGGUCUGAAGAACAAAAGCAGGAAUGGCUAUUGUCUGAACUAAGUGGAAGACGUCCAUUGUUUGGUCCUGAUCUUCCUAAAACAGAAGAAAUUGCUGAUGUUUUGGAUACCUUCAGUGUCCUAGCAGAGCUCCCGGCAGACAACUUUGGAGCAUACAUCAUUUCAAUGGCAACUGCUCCUUCUGAUGUUCUUGCUGUUGAGCUCCUACAGCGUGAAUGCCAUGUGAAGCAACCAUUAAGAGUUGUUCCACUGUUUGAGAAGCUUGCAGAUCUGGAGGCUGCACCUGCUGCUUUGGCUCGGCUCUUCUCUAUAGAUUGGUACAGAAAUCGGAUCAAUGGCAAGCAGGAAGUCAUGAUUGGUUAUUCUGAUUCGGGUAAAGAUGCUGGCCGUCUCUCUGCUGCCUGGCAGUUAUACAAAGCUCAAGAGGAGCUUAUCAAUGUUGCUAAGCAAUUUGGUGUGAAGCUAACGAUGUUCCAUGGUCGUGGUGGAACUGUUGGAAGAGGUGGUGGUCCCACCCACCUUGCUAUAUUAUCUCAACCACCAGAAACAAUUCACGGCUCACUUCGGGUUACAGUUCAAGGUGAAGUUAUUGAGCAAUCGUUCGGAGAGGAACACUUGUGCUUUAGAACACUCCAGCGUUUUACUGCUGCCACACUUGAGCAUGGCAUGCACCCACCAGUUUCACCAAAACCAGAAUGGCGUGCACUGAUGGAUGAAAUGGCUGUCGUUGCUACUGAGGAGUACCGUUCCAUUGUCUUCAAAGAACCUCGAUUUGUUGAAUAUUUCCGCCUUGCUACACCAGAGUUGGAGUAUGGUAGAAUGAAUAUUGGAAGCCGACCAUCAAAGCGGAAGCCAAGUGGGGGUAUCGAAUCUCUUCGUGCAAUCCCAUGGAUCUUUGCGUGGACGCAGACGAGAUUCCAUCUCCCUGUUUGGCUCGGAUUUGGAGCUGCAUUUAAACAUGUCAUUCAGAAGGACAUUAAGAAUCUCCUUAUGCUGCAGGAGAUGUACAAUGAAUGGCCUUUCUUCAGAGUGACAAUUGAUUUGGUUGAAAUGGUCUUUGCAAAAGGAGAUCCUGGGAUUGCAGCCUUAUACGAUAAGCUUCUUGUUUCUGAGGAACUCUGGUCUUUUGGAGAGCGGUUGAGAACCAACUUUGAAGAAACUAAAAGCCUUCUCCUCCAGAUUGCUGGGCACAAGGAUCUUCUCGAAGGGGAUCCCUACCUGAAGCAAAGACUCCGGCUACGUGAUUCAUACAUCACCACUCUAAAUGUCUGCCAGGCCUACACACUCAAACGUAUCCGUGACCCAAAUUACAAUGUGAAGUUGCGGCCACAUAUCUCUAAAGAGAUCAUGGAAUCAAGCAAACCUGCUGAUGAACUUGUGAAACUGAACCCAACAAGCGAGUAUGCCCCUGGUUUGGAGGACACCCUCAUCUUGACCAUGAAGGGUAUUGCUGCCGGCAUGCAAAACACCGGUUAAACCACCGACAUGCUACACGAGGUGUGCUUAAAGUUUUUUAAGUCCAGAGAAGAUGAAUUAUUCAUCAAAGACAGAUGUCAUUUCGGUGAAAACCUUUCUUAUGGGUAAACAAAAGAGUCGGAUAUAUAUAUAAAUGCUCUUUAAAGCUGUAUGAUUAUGCUGUUAUGCUUUUAAGACUCGUUUUAUUUAUAUAUAUAUAUGUAUUGCGGCAAGUGUUUAUUAUUGCCCAAAAACGGAUUGGAAUGGAACUCCAUUGGAACUGAUCCAUUAUGCUUUAAAUACAAGUAAUGCCUUUUGAGGCUUCUGGUUUUUGUUUUUACGUAUAA
This is a messenger RNA of Gossypium raimondii (Peruvian cotton), 3552 nucleotides long. RefSeq names its product phosphoenolpyruvate carboxylase, housekeeping isozyme. Gene Ontology annotation, molecular function: phosphoenolpyruvate carboxylase activity. Gene Ontology annotation, cellular component: cytosol; apoplast; chloroplast. NCBI's taxonomy places the organism in Eukaryota, Viridiplantae, Streptophyta, Magnoliopsida, Malvales, Malvaceae. The coding region runs from base 317 to 3226 and encodes 969 amino acids. The transcript has 11 exons. The record is from RefSeq and is a predicted model, not a curated record. Gene Ontology annotation, biological process: tricarboxylic acid cycle; leaf development; carbon fixation.